AUAUUUAACAUUCUCAAAUUAACACCCUUACUAUAAUAAUGAACAAUUUUAUACAAUGAUACUUUAUAAGAAGGGGGCUAAGAGAGAAGUGAUACGCAUAUUAGUAAUUAAAGCAAUAAAAAUAAUUAAUUGUGAAAGUCAUUGAAUAAAUAAAAGAUACGAUAUUAACAGUGAAGCAGUUCAUUACCAUAACCUCGUCUGUACAAUAAAAAUUUCCAUUUAAAAAUAUAAAACAAUGAUACAGAAGUAUAUACUUUUUAAUAUUUUUAUUUUAUAUGGCUUUGUUUUGAGUGAUAGUUUAAAUACUUGUAGAUUUAACAAAUAUAUGCUUUAUUACUUAAAAACAAAAGAUGUUUAUUUCGAUAAAAUGUUUUUAUGCGAACCGUAUUUUUAUGAAAAUUUAAUAGAAUACGAAGAAGACUUAAGAUCUAUAGGAAACGCCGUUUUACAUAUGGUGAAUUAUUUAAAUUACAAUCAUCAUGAGUUUGACAAAUCACAAGGAUUAUUAAAUUUAAAUUUAUAUUUGAAUAAUAAUCUUGGAACAUUAAUGCUAAGAACAUAUGAUGGAGUAAAUAAUACUUUUUAUACAGGAAAUAAUGAAAAAAAUAUAUUAAUUUCAGAAUUAAAAAAAGCAAAUAACAAAUUAGUUGAAAGUAUUACUUUGAGCAUAAAAUACGAUUGUAAAUUAAAUAAUACUAAAGCAAAUACACCUUUUGUAUUUCUUCGUGAUCCUUUGGAAGAGCUCGAUGAGUUGAAUUAUCUUUUACCUGAAUCAUGGAAUUUAGAUGCCACCAAUUGUUUUUUCAACAAAUCAGUGAUGGACACAUUCAAUACUUUAGAUCAAAGUGUCAUCGAUUUAAAUUUCUUAACAAGUCAAUUAUGGUUGAUUCCUUCAUACUAUCAAAUACUUCAACCUAAAUAUAUUUUAUUUUACGAUCUCUUUUCAAACAAGUUUUAUGAAAAUUCUCUAAACAUGCUAAGAAGUAUUAUUUUAAAAGAAAACUUGGUUGAUAAUAAGGCAGCAAAUAUGAUAAUAUUAUUUAAUAUGGCUCAACGAGUCUUCGAUACAACCUGCUUAAAAUCUUUUCAUCAACAAGUUUUAGCAGCUAUAGUUCAUCCUGUUUAUUCAUGUAUUGGUUCAUAUGUACAAAUCGUCAAAAAAAUAUUCUAUAAUGGAGAAGACAAAUUUGCUGACGUAAAUACGAGGGCCGAAAUUUACGAACAAUACAUUAAUGACAAAGGACAGCUGAUUAUUAAGGCGUUUGAAUUAUUAAUAUCAGCAAAUAUAUACACUGGAAACGCAUAUUACCAUUUGAGUGCAACUUUGUUUGAAUUUAAAAAAUUUGUUGAAUUUCCAAACAAAAAAUAUUUACAGACUAUAAAACCCAAAUGGAUCAAUACGAUUUAUAAUCGAUGUUUUAACGUUAUGUCACUUAGUCUUUUAAAAUUCGAAAAUGAUGAUUCUAUAGAAGUAAAAAACAAAGAGGAUUUCGAAGAAAUGGUACUUAAAUUAGGAAGAAUAAUUGUUGAGGUUGAAAAUUACGUAAAAACUAUUCAAGAAUUGAGUUUAAAAUAUGAAUCAUCAUUUCGUUUAUUCUCCCACAAUUACAUAUUUCAACAUACAAUUGAAUGUAACAUAAUAAAAAAUAACAAACAUGGUUAUCAUUUAUUUUUGAACAAAGAAUCAACAUUCAAUAGAAAUCAAACUAUGCAAGGAAAUAGUAAAUAUAUACUUUAGUGUAAUUUAUAAAUAAAUUAUAUUAAAAUAUAAUGUUCAAUUAAAUCAAUUAAGUAAAAUAAAAUUUAUGAAUCUUGAUAUCAAAUGGAAAUAUUUCUGAUUUAAGUACUGCGCUCAAAUCUACAUUAUAUUAUUACUUCUUAAUCAAUAGUAUUAUUUCAGGAAUUUUUUUGAUUCAAGUCAAUAUUCUAAAUCUAUUGUAUUAACGCAGAAUUAGAUGAAAGUUUACGCAUUAAAGAUGAGUAAAAAUAGUUGCAAAAAAGUUUUCAUGGAAGCUAGUCAAUUAUAAAUUUCUAAAUAUGCCCAUGAUUUCUUAAAUAACUUAUAUGAAAGAAGACUAUUUAAAAUUAUAUUUUAUUUAUUUAUACAUUGACGUCAUUAUAACAAUGAAAUAAAAAUUUU
Molecule: messenger RNA, 2140 nt
Organism: Daktulosphaira vitifoliae (grape phylloxera)
Lineage: Eukaryota; Metazoa; Arthropoda; Insecta; Hemiptera; Phylloxeridae
Exons: 2
Coding region: 236-1738 (500 amino acids)
Source: RefSeq, a predicted model, not a curated record